AAAGCGAGCAAUUUAUCGUGGAAUUCUACCGAUGUGGAGUGGGAUUUACAAAUGGUGAAUGGGAUGUGUAGUGUGACAGCCGAGCGUGGUCACGUCCUGUGUUUGUUAGUGAACCAGGAAGUAAUAUUGCUUGGUUUCAACGAGGAAGUUAUCGCGUUGUUGUCAACAAACGUCCGUAGGAUUGCAUUAGUAAAAAUGGCUGUUUGAAAACACAACCUUGCAAAAGCUCUGCUCUUGAAUUUCGAAGAAAGUAAACAUGGCAGGCAGAAGAGGUAUCGAGUUAUUUACUAUUCCUCAAAACCAAGGUACCGCCUAUCUAAACGCAACAUAUGGAACGUCAUUAGAUGUGGCUCUCACUCCAGAGGAAACAGCAAGUGUUUUCGAGAGUUUAAGAACGCUUCAUCCAACCGACAAUGCCGAUGAUCCCAAUAUCAAUAUUACACAGCCACCAAAGAUUAAAUUCAAUAAACGGUUACAAAUAGCACUGGUGUUAGUGGGAAUCAUAUAUGCUGCACUGGUUGCUGUUGUUGUAUGGUCGCUUGUGCAUACCCAAGAGGAAAAAAUGGCCAACCAUUGCCUAAGCAAUCCUUGCAAAAAUGGUGCCACGUGCGAGAACUCUGUGGCCUCGUUCAUGUGUUCAUGCUCUUCCGGUUUCCAAGGCACAUGGUGUGAAAAUGAUAUAAAUGAAUGCAUAAACAACCCAUGUUCCAGGGGCGCUACGUGUAGAAAUAAUAACGGCAGUUUUGACUGCGAUUGCCCUCCUGGUUUUACUGGCACAUUAUGUCAACUUGAAAUCAGUGAAUGUUCCAGUCGUCCUUGUCAGAAUGGUGGGACGUGUGUUGACAUGGUGAAUUCCUAUCGAUGUUGAAUUCCUAUCGGGACUAACUGCCAAGGUAAGAGUCAAACGUUCUUCCUGUGCCUUUAUUUCAAAUAUCAUAAUGAACAAACCUUCUGAUAAUUAUUUUUCCAAGCUAUUAAGAACAUUAAUUGAUCAUGUGGAGAAAGUGCUUUUUUUAUGAACAAAACCGAAAUCAGAGGACUGUUUGGUUAUUAAAAAUUCUUCAAUAAUUAUAAGUAUAAAACACGGUUUAAUGAAAACUAAUUUAUUAAAGCUGGUUAUUACCUCUAAUUGAUAUUUUGUAGAAAUUAUAGUAUUAAACACGCAAAAUUGCAAACGUACCUAGUUCUAGAAAGAGGGUCAGGCGUUUCGUUCCUGCGC
Messenger RNA from Lingula anatina, 1219 nucleotides. RefSeq lists its product as uncharacterized. Gene Ontology annotation, molecular function: Notch binding; calcium ion binding. Lineage: Eukaryota; Metazoa; Brachiopoda; Lingulata; Lingulida; Lingulidae. Gene Ontology annotation, cellular component: protein-containing complex; plasma membrane. Gene Ontology annotation, biological process: Notch signaling pathway; establishment or maintenance of epithelial cell apical/basal polarity; heterophilic cell-cell adhesion. The record is from RefSeq and is a predicted model, not a curated record.